AUGGCGACGACCACAGCCUCCGUCACGGAGGCGUCAACUUACAACUCUUCCUCCGAUGACACACUCUGCUGGACCACCGCACAAGAGUCGGCGCUCCUGCAAGCCAUCAUCCGGUGGAAACCGGUGGGGAUGCACAAACAUUUCCGCAUGAUCGCCAUCCGAGACCACCUCCUGUCUAGCGGGGCCAUCAACCCGGAUGACAGUCACACGUCCACGGCGGGGAUCUGGCGAAAGCUGGCGAGUCUGUACGAUCUCGAAAAGCUGGAUGAGCGGGAAGACUCGAUCAUCUUUGAUGGGUCUGGUGUGGGCGCUGCCGGCGUCGAGGCAGAGAACGGAGGAGGAGGCGGCGGCGGUGCCGGUGACGAGUCACGCAGUGGCAGCAGCUCCAAGGACACGGAGUACUACUGGCGCGAGUUCGAGCUUCCCGGGGACGACUUUGGGGAGAUGAUGUGGGAGAGACGGCUUGCUCCCGAGCCCGGGUCCAGUAUCGAGAGCAGUCCCCUGACGCAGCCGUCGAGCCCGGACGUCGAGUCCACAGCAACUAGGGGCGAGAGCACGAUCGCCGACACGGACGAGCCGCGCAGCUCACCUGUGAGCGUCUCCGGGAGAGGGUCAGGGCGGGGCCGAGGCCGCGGUUCUGGCCGCGGCAGGCUGUCCCGGCUACAGAACGAGCUGGAGACGGCGAAAAGCGAGCGCGGCGGGAGCCGGAGGACGAGCAAGGCGCCGAGUGUGGUGGAGCCGGAUGGGGACCGAACCAUGGAGGACGCGGCGGACGAGGACGCCGCCGACGAAGAGCCGGACGAGAGCGGAGCCGGCGAGGAGGGCGACAGCGACGAUCACGAGGAAGAGGAGGCCGAGCAGAAGCGGAGUGGGCCUGCGAAGCGGGGGCGGGGCGGAUCACGCAGAGGGAGAGGCAGGAAACGGCGGCGAUGA
Fonsecaea nubica is the source of this 933-nucleotide messenger RNA. RefSeq lists its product as hypothetical. The transcript has a single exon. NCBI's taxonomy places the organism in Eukaryota, Fungi, Ascomycota, Eurotiomycetes, Chaetothyriales, Herpotrichiellaceae. The record is from RefSeq and is a predicted model, not a curated record. Gene Ontology annotation, biological process: regulation of transcription by RNA polymerase II. The coding region runs from base 1 to 933 and encodes 310 amino acids. Gene Ontology annotation, cellular component: NuA4 histone acetyltransferase complex; nucleus.